Molecule: messenger RNA, 897 nt
Organism: Trichoderma virens Gv29-8
Lineage: Eukaryota; Fungi; Ascomycota; Sordariomycetes; Hypocreales; Hypocreaceae
Exons: 1
Coding region: 1-897 (298 amino acids)
Biological process (GO): regulation of gene expression
Cellular component (GO): nucleus
Molecular function (GO): protein binding
Source: RefSeq, a predicted model, not a curated record
AUGUUGGAAGUCGAAAUUAACUCGGACAAGACUGAUGGGAAAUUAUUAUUGAUUGCUGCUGCUAGUGGGAAAAGGAGCACCGUCAAACUGUGCCUUAAUUCGAGAAAAUUUGAUAUCAACGCCAGGGAUCAUUUCGGUCUGUCGCCACUUUUGUUAGCUGCACAGUCUUUGUACGACGACUCCGAUAUCCUCCAGUUAUUGUUGGACAUGGAUACUGUUGAAAUCGGCGCAAGAGACUACGAGCACAAAAGGACAGCGCUAUUAUGGGCGGCUGAUGCGGGAUCUGUGAAAAAAUUCACAACUCUAUUACAGACAGGCAAAUUUGAUAUCAACGAGAGGGAUGUAAAUGGCAUGACUCCAUUUAUAUUGGCUGUCCAACAAUACCGCUCGGAUAUUGUUGAGUUUUUGCUCAAUGCAGAAGGGGUUGAUCUCUAUACAAGAGACCACAAGCAUAAAAGAACGGCGCUGAUGUGGGCUGCUUACGCUGGACAGGCGAAAGUUUUUCUAACCCUAUUACGCGCAGGCAAAUUCGAUAUUAACGAGACUGAUGCGCAUGGCCUGACUCCGUUUUUAAUAGCUGCUAAGAAAGGCAAGGCAGAUAUUGUUAGAAUUCUGCUAGAUACAGAUGGGGUUGAUCUCUAUAGAAGAGAUUCCAAAUAUGGGAGAACAGCAAUGAUGUGGGCUGCUUCAGUUAUGAAUCCGGCACCUUUUUUCCUAUUAUUGCAUUCAGGGAAGUUUGAUCUGAAAGAAAAGGGUUUGGAUGGCCUUGAUUCAACUGAAAUCGCUAUUAAAAGGAAGAAUAGUGUCCAUGUCUCUUUAUUGAAGAUGGAUCAGGACCAGAUUAAUAAUUGGUAUACAAUAACUUGUAACAAUAUCAUGAGGCCAGUAACGGAUUAA